UCCAUCAUCUGAUUGCCACCGCCGCCGCCCAUCCAGCUCACUCUCUCCUACCUCUCCUAGCUAACUGGCUAGCUACGACUAUAGCUCGGUUAGAGCUAGCUAGCUGGUGAUCACCACGCGCGCCCGCAGCUCGUUUUUAGCCGGCCGGGCCGGACACGGCAUGCGCUGCUCCGUUCAGGAUGGCUCCAGCUUCUGCCUCGCUCCUCGCCGGCGCCAAGCGCUCGGCCGACGCCACCCCUGACGCUGCUGAACUUCCACUAGCGCAGGAGGGCGCGGUGACCAAGAAGAACGGCCAGAGCCAGCAGCAACAGCCGAAGCUGGAGUGCCCGCGGUGCAGCUCCACCGACACCAAGUUCUGCUACUACAACAACUACAGCACCACGCAGCCGCGCCACUACUGCCGCACCUGCCGCCGCUACUGGACGCAAGGCGGCACGCUGCGCAACGUCCCCGUCGGCGGGGCAUGCCGCCGCCGCGGCAGCAGCAAGCGCCGCAAGUGCUCCGCUGAACCCCAGACGACCUCCUCCGACUCGCCGCAACCGGACCUGCAGGAGACGCGCCCUCUCUCCGACCAACCGCUGCCGGUCUUCCCGUUCCUCACCGACGGCGGCCCCGUCUUCCUGCCGCAGUUCGAUCUCGGGCUCGGCGGGUUCCCCUGGACACCGGCGGCCACGGACCACCUCUACGACGGGCUAGCGGCGCCGUGGGGUGGCUGCGACCGGGCGCUCUCCCUCACCGGCGCGUGGGACGACCUCGGCGGCCUCGAGCUCGCCUGGCCACCACCGCCACCGGCCGGGAACUGAUCAGCGUCAUCAUGUCAGUCAGCGUUUCGCCAGCGCACUCGAGGCUCGUGUUUUAUCAUCGCAGCCUCGAUCGAGGCUAAUAGUGCUAGUUUGCAUGGGAAAUUCUACGGCCCCGUUUGGUUCAUAAGUUUUAUGACUUUUUUUAGUCUCAACUUAUAAGUCCAAGUCCCUAAAAAAUCCCUACCUGUUUGAUUUC
Molecule: messenger RNA, 999 nt
Organism: Triticum aestivum (bread wheat)
Lineage: Eukaryota; Viridiplantae; Streptophyta; Magnoliopsida; Poales; Poaceae
Product: dof zinc finger protein DOF3.1-like
Exons: 2
Coding region: 180-803 (207 amino acids)
Biological process (GO): regulation of DNA-templated transcription
Molecular function (GO): DNA binding; DNA-binding transcription factor activity
Source: RefSeq, a predicted model, not a curated record